Messenger RNA from Acytostelium subglobosum LB1, 1716 nucleotides. RefSeq lists its product as hypothetical. NCBI's taxonomy places the organism in Eukaryota, Evosea, Eumycetozoa, Acytosteliales, Acytosteliaceae. The record is from RefSeq and is a predicted model, not a curated record. The transcript is spliced from 3 exons. Gene Ontology annotation, biological process: phosphatidylinositol metabolic process. The coding region runs from base 1 to 1716 and encodes 571 amino acids. Gene Ontology annotation, molecular function: phosphatidylinositol kinase activity.
AUGACAACUGAGCGAUCAAACGCAGAGCGUCCAUCUCCCCUAGCCCUUCAAGGUUGUGGUCAGAGUAACGUCUCGGCCCAACCAUCAUCGUCCUCAUCUGCCUCAGAUGUAGACAAUAACAGCAAUAAUAUCACCUUUAGUUCACCUACAUCAUCAUCAACACCUGGAAACAAUGUAAAUAGCCCAAACACGACUACAACGACGACGACCGAACAAAAGGAUGAAGAUGGAGAGACAUUGUACCAUGCAAGUACCAGCAGCACCAAGACGAUAAAGGAAGGCUAUCUGAACAAGCAAGGACAUCUACGCAAGAACUGGCUGCAGCGCUACUUUGUGCUGACGGACGUGUCGCUCGAAUAUUACAAGGACAAGGGCCAGCCCAUGCUCAAUCAAAUCCCGCUAUCCGAGUGCACGAUAUCAUUGGCCGAUACAGAGACCAAGAAGGCCUUUUGUUUCAAGAUCGCGCAUCCCAUUCGCAAGACAUUCUACCUCUACUCCUCUGUGAGUGGCGGCGAGAUUGAGCGCGACAGCUACGAAUGGAUUGGCGCCAUACAGGAGGCCAUUGAUAACCUGGCGUCACAGUUACCGGCCGUAUCGCCAAUGGUGCAGUCGGUGGUCACCGAGAACCAUCGAUCAUACGAGCUGGUGCAUGCCAUUUCAAACGCGCUGCUGUACAGCCUUGGCAAGACAUCGGCGGCGAUCAUUGGCGAGCUCACUGCUGAAGACUUUAGCGCGUAUGAACAACAGACAAUCAAUGUUUCGCGGCCCAACUCGGCUGCCAUGUCAUACAAGUUUGUCGACUAUGCGCCCAAAGUCUUCCGCAGGAUACGCGAGCUAUCCAAUGUCAAUCCGGCCGACUACAUGAUAUCACUGACGCAGGACUCGCUCACCGAGACACCUUCGCCAGGGCGCAGUAACUCAUUGUUCUAUUACACAAGCGACAAGAAGUACAUCGUCAAGACCAUCUCAUCAACAGAAUUUGAACAGCUACGAAGCGUUCUAAACAGUUAUUACACACACUUGGUCACCAACAAGGACACACUUCUGGUCAAGUACUAUGGACUACAUCAUAUAUCACCUUCAAAGAUGAAGAAUACAUACUUUGUCAUCAUGGAGAAUAUAUUUGAGGAUAGGAACAUGGACGAGAUCUAUGAUCUCAAGGGCAGCACACUCAAUCGCAAGGCUGAGACUGCCAAGCAGGUCAUGAUGGACCUGGACUUCUCAACGCGUAUCUUUGUUUCUGACGAGAUCAAGAUAUUGUUACUAAUGCAGAUUGAGAAUGAUUGUAAUGUAUGUAUUAUCAUCGUUGUCCACGUCAAAGGAGGAGGAGGUGCACUAACAAAGUACUACUUCCAGUUUUUGGAAAAGGUCGACUCAAUGGACUACAGCUUGUUGCUUGGAAUACGUUAUCUGCAUGGCAACAGUGGAGUGGAGACGAAUAUUGAGGAUAAACUGUCCAACUUCAAACGGGAGCAGGGCGGAAUGAUUGCUAGGACGAUCGAUGGCGAAUGCUAUGAUCGAAUCUAUUACUUUGCCAUCAUCGAUAUCUUAACGACAUACAACAUCAAGAAACAGCUGGAGCACACCUACAAGGCGACCAUCUAUGACACCGACACAAUGUCGGCAGUCAACCCAAACACAUAUAGCAAGCGAUUCAAGCAGUUCCUACUCAAGAUCAUCGGAUGGAAUAAGCCAGUAAAGAGUCCAAAUGAAUGA